AUGGGCAUGUCUAAGACCCCACUGGCCCUUGUUUGCCUCCUAAUCUUGGCCAUUGUUCAUUCCUCUCAAUCUCAAAACUCCCAACAAGACUACCUCGAAGCUCACAAAGCCGCUCGUGCCGAGGUUGGCGUCGGGGAUAUGUCAUGGGAUGAUAACUUGACAGCCUAUGCACAAAACUAUGCCAAUCAGAGGAUGGGAGACUGUAACCUCACACACUCACAGAACGUUCCGUAUGGGGAGAACAUCGCCAUUGGCAACGGUGGCUUCACCGGAAAGGCGGCCGUGGACCUUUGGGUGCAAGAGAAGGCAGAUUAUGACUAUAAUUCCAACAAUUGCACUGAAGGGAAGAUGUGUGGACACUAUACUCAGGUGGUUUGGCGUGACUCGGUUCGCCUCGGGUGUGCUAGGGUUCAAUGCAACAAUAGCUGGUGGUUUGUGACUUGCAACUAUGAUCCCCCGGGUAAUUACAUUGGGCGGCGUCCAUAUUAA
This is a messenger RNA of Ilex paraguariensis (yerba mate), 489 nucleotides long. NCBI's taxonomy places the organism in Eukaryota, Viridiplantae, Streptophyta, Magnoliopsida, Aquifoliales, Aquifoliaceae. The record is from the annotation of a GenBank genome assembly.